Fundulus heteroclitus (mummichog) is the source of this 8669-nucleotide messenger RNA. RefSeq names its product histone deacetylase 4. The coding region runs from base 575 to 3892 and encodes 1105 amino acids. The transcript is spliced from 27 exons. NCBI's taxonomy places the organism in Eukaryota, Metazoa, Chordata, Actinopteri, Cyprinodontiformes, Fundulidae. Gene Ontology annotation, cellular component: histone deacetylase complex. Gene Ontology annotation, biological process: negative regulation of transcription by RNA polymerase II; chromatin organization. Gene Ontology annotation, molecular function: histone deacetylase activity. The record is from RefSeq and is a predicted model, not a curated record.
GCCAGCCAGGACAGCGGUAGAUGGGGCCCAUUUCCAUCCGGCUGACCCCGCCUCUGGUAAGUGCAGGGGCGCUCCGUGUGACGCUGGGGCUGGAACAAAAAUCCAGUAUGGCGGAAUCUGUCAGGAGAUGAAUUUUCCUCCCCCUCCUCCCUCCACCUCGGAGUGUCUAACAUGGGAGAGGAAUAAGAGGCGAACGGAGCGGGACGCACGCCUGGACGCCUCCUGGUCCGGAUCGACGGCGAUUGCCAGACGGCGAGCUGCCUCUUUAAGUGGAGUCGCCACAUCGUUAGGCUGAUGGAGAUUGGCUGCCGCUUGCUGCUGGACGCCCGCUUCCAGUUUCCUGUUCGACCGUCCGGAGCGUUGGAUCAGCCCGAGCUCGCCUUUAAGCGGACACUCCCAGACGUCCUUAGCGUUGGCAGGACAGCGGCCCGCCUGUGAAUCAUACUUGCAUUAGACACACACACACACACACACACACACAUCUGUUCUGCAGCACACACACACACGGACACAACGAGCCAGCCGCUCUGUUCGCUGGACUGUGCUGGCGCCGACCCCGACUAACCUGGCAGAGAUGACAUCGAACAGCCACCAAGAGGGAAUCCUGGGGAAGGAGCAGUCACUGGAGGUCCUCAAGACAUCGGCGCUCAACCACAUCCCAACAGUGGACAUAAACUCAGCGCUGCCCCUGCGUCUCCCUCCUGCUGCCAUCCCCAUGGACCUGCGCGUGGACCACCACCACCACCACCAGCAGCAGCACCAGCAGCAGCAGGUGUCCUCGCUGUCCCCGCAGGGUCCGCACUCGCCCGGCUCCCUGGGAGGGACGGGCGGCGGCGGCGGCGGCGGCGUGGUGGCGGCCUCGGUGCGCGAGCAGCAGCUGCAGCAGGAGCUGCUGUCCCUGAAGCAGAAGCAGCAGAUCCAGAGGCAGAUCCUCAUCGCCGAGUUCCAGCGGCAGCACGAGCAGCUGUCCCGCCAGCACGAGGCGCAGCUCCAGGAGCACAUCAAGCAGCAACAGGAGCUCCUGGCCCUGAAGCACCAGCAGGAGCUGCUGGAGCACCAGAGGAAGAUGGAGAACCACCGUCUGGAGCAGGAGCUGGAGAAGCAGCAGCGGGAGCAGAAGCUGCAGCUGCUGAAGAACAAGGAGCGCGGCCAGGAGAGCGCCGUGGCCAGCACCGAGGUGAAAAUGCGCCUGCAGGAGUUCGUCCUCAACAAGAAGAAGGCGCUGGCCCAGCGGAGCCUCAACCAGGGCGGCCUCCCCAACGACGCCCCCUACUGGUACCGAAAAACCCAGCACAGCUCUCUGGACCAGAGCUCGCCUCCACAAACCGGCGUGUCCACCUACAACCACCCUGUGCUGGGCGUCUACAACCCCCGGGAUGACUUCCCGCUGCGAAAGACUGCCUCGGAGCCCAACCUGAAGCUGCGCUCCCGGCUGAAGCAGAAAGUGAGCGAGCGGCGGAGCAGCCCGCUCCUCCGCCGCAGAGACAGCCCCAUCGCCACGGCCAAGAAGCGCUCCCUCGACAUGGCGGACUCUGCGUGCAGCAGCGCCCCCGGCUCGGGGCCCAGCUCCCCGAACAACAGCUCCAACAACAUCCCCAACGAGAACGGCAUCACUGUGUCCGUCUCCAACAGCAUGGAGGCGUCUCUGGCCCAGAGGCUGUGCGGCGGUGCCGAGCAGGGCUCCAUCAACCAGCUGUCCCUCUACACCUCGCCGUCCCUGCCCAACAUCACCUUAGGGCUGCCCGCCACUGCGACCGCCACCGCCGCCUCGAACGUCACCUCGGCGCAGCAGGACGGAGGCCUGCAGCCGGCGCUCUCCCUCAGCCCCCCCUUCCUCUCCGGCGGCCACCUGAGCCCCUACCUUGGAGACGCGGGGUCCGGGGGCCACGGCGCCCACAGUCCCCUGUUGCAGCACAUGGUUCUGAUGGAGCAGAGUCCGGCGCAGAGCCCUCUGGUGACAGGCGUGAGCGGCAUGUCCAUGUCGUCGGCGUCCAUAGCCAAGCUGCAGAGGCAGCACCGGCCCCUGGGGAGGACCCAGUCGGCGCCGCUGCCCCAGGGGACGGCGGCCCAGGCCCACGCUCAGGCCCUGGCCCUGCAGCAGCUGGUGGUCCAGCAGCAGCACCAGCAGUUCCUGGAGAAGCACAAGCAGCAGUUCCAGCAGCAGCAGCAGCUCCACCUCAACAAGAUGAUGGGCAAGCAGGGCGAGUCGCCCGUGGGCCGGCAGCACCAGAGCCACCCGGAGGAGACGGAGGAGGAGCUGAGGGAGCACCAGGACGCGGGGGCUCUGCCGCCGGGUGUCACCAUCAAGCAGGAGCCCCCCGACCCGCAGGAGCUGCAGGAGGAGGCGCUGCAGCAGCACCGGGAGAGGGAGCGCGACCGGGAGCGGCAGGCCGAGCAGGAGCUGCUCUUCCGACAGCAGGCCCUGCUGUUGGAGCAGCAGCGGAUCCACCAGCUGAGGAACUACCAGGCCUCCAUGGAGGCCGCCGGCCUGUCCGUCUCCUUCCCCGGACACCGGCCCCUCUCCAGGGCCCAGUCCUCCCCGGCCUCGGCCUCCUCCUUCCCGAUCAGCGUCCCCGCGCAGGAGCCGCCCGUCAAGCCUCGCUUCACCACAGGCCUGGUGUACGACUCGCUGAUGCAGAAGCACCAAUGCAUGUGCGGCAACACCAACAGCCACCCGGAGCACGCCGGCCGCAUCCAGAGCAUCUGGUCGCGGCUGCAGGAGACCGGGCUCAGAGCUCAGUGCGAGUGCAUCCGGGGGAGGAAGGCCACUCUGGAGGAGCUGCAGACGGUGCACUCUGAGGCCCACGUCCUGCUCUACGGGACCAACCCGCUCCGGCAGAAGCUCGACUGUUCCGUAACGCCCAUGUUCGUCCGGCUGCCGUGCGGCGGCGUGGGGGUGGACAGCGACACCAUUUGGAACGAGGUCCACUCCUCCAGCGCGGCGCGGCUCGCUGUCGGCUCGGUUGUGGAGCUCGUUUUCAAGGUGGCGACCGGAGAGCUGAAGAAUGGUUUUGCGGUGGUCCGCCCCCCUGGACACCACGCAGAGGAAAGCACUCCCAUGGGCUUCUGCUACUUCAACUCGGUGGCGAUCGCCGCCAAACUGCUGCAGCAGAGACUCAGCGUCAGUAAGAUCCUCAUCGUGGACUGGGAUGUCCACCACGGCAACGGCACCCAGCAGGCCUUCUACGACGACCCUAACGUCCUCUACGUGUCCAUCCAUCGCUAUGACGACGGAAACUUUUUCCCAGGAAGUGGCGCCCCGGACGAGGUUGGCAGUGGUCCUGGGGUGGGCUUCAACGUCAACGUGGCCUUCACUGGAGGCCUGGACCCCCCCAUGGGAGACGUGGAGUACCUGGCUGCCUUCAGGUCCGUGGUGAUGCCGAUAGCCGACGAGUUCGCCCCGGACAUCGUGCUGGUCUCCUCCGGCUUCGACGCCGUGGAGGGACACCCCCCGCCGCUGGGCGGCUACACCCUCACGUCCAAAUGUUUCGGCUAUCUGACCAGGCAGCUGAUGACCCUCGCUGGGGGCCGGGUGGUCCUGGCGCUGGAGGGGGGGCACGACCUCACCGCUAUCUGUGACGCCUCUGAAGCCUGCGUGGCCGCCCUGCUCGGCCAGGAGCUGGAUCCGCUUCCAAAGGCCGUCCUGGAGCAGAGGCCCAACCCCAACGCUGUGAGCUCUCUGGAGAAAGUUAUCGAGACGCACAGUAAGUACUGGCGCUCCGUGCAUCGCUACUCAUCGCGGCUGGGACUUUCUCUGCUGGAGGCCAAGCGAGGCGACUCGGAGGAGGCUGAGGCCGUCAGCGCCAUGGCGUCUCUGUCCGUGGCCAACACCAACGCCAUGGAUCAAACCAGGGUGGAGGAGGAGCCCAUGGAGGAGGAGGCUCCGCUGUAACUGAGGCGGGCGAGAGGGCGUCGCUGCGUUGCCAUUGACCUCUCCGGAGACGAGCCUCGACUGACCCCUUCAUUUAGCCCCCCCUAACCCCACUCAACACGUCAGUCACCUUGAUCGGCGAUCCCUCGGGUCUAAAGCGAGGGAGAGAGGGGCGGGCUCGGCCUCAGCGUAGGGAGCCAAUCAGAAGACAAGAGGACUGAACUGGGGAGGGGGGGGGGAAUUACGAAACUUAACGCGUUGCUUUUGCAGCACUCGUUCAGAGACAUUCAUUGUUUUUUCUGUCGGCCUUCGCACCUUCGCGUCGGCCCACAGCGGGCGGACCGUGUGGUCGCGGCAGCCGGCGAGUCCGUCUGGAGCCGGGACGGGAUGGUGAUCCCGCCGCAGAAAGGAAAAGGUGCACAUCCGGUGCUUUACGCAGCUGCCCUCUCUGACCGCAUCCAGUCGAGACACCAGGGACAGUGGACGUUCUCAGCUGUCCUUAAGCAGCUUGGGGGUGGGAGGGGGUCUUUUCUCUUAGCUUCAUUCCCCACUAAACUGGGGGGAGGGGGACGCCGCGGCAUCUGGGACAUGUUUUUUUUUUUUUUUUUUAUGUGCCGCGCUCACUGUGGUUUCCUGUUUUGCCGUCGGUCGAAGGAGGCUGAGACUGUCGCCGUGCCGGAGACGCCCGCUGGUGAAGGUUGACGAGUGGAGAGGAGUGCCUUGGAGAGGGUCCGCCUGUUUUCAGGAUUGUUCAGGAAAAAAGAUUGCCUUAACUUUAACCAUUUUUCUCAUUGAGGAUUUGGUGCGAGGAAGCAGACGGGGAGGGGAGGGGAAUGACAACAAAAAAAAAAACAAAAAAAAAAGCUAACAAUCUUUCAGCAUGUUUACUUAGAAAGUGAUGGAGGCAGCAUUUAUGUCUCUCAUGGCUUCUCUUGAAGAGUUACUUUACUUUUUGAUGGAUCUAUUUUUCUGUAAAAAAGUUUAAAAAAAAGAGAGAGAGAGAGAAAGAGAGAGAAACCGCAUCGUAAAAAAAGGUAGUUGCCAGCUUCUUUAGACAAGGGUGCAAACGCAGAGGAAGGAAUCAGAUCGCAAACUCUCAAAAACAGUUUAGCCUUUGAUGUAGCCUCCCUUUAAUGGUCAUCGCUUUUCUUGCAGAACGAUCGCAGAGCAUGCAUUUACGCAGAUUUAACGAAUGUCGCCCAAAAGAGAAAGCCGAGCAAGAAAAAAAAAAAAAAAGCCAAAGCAUGAGUUUGCAUUUUUACAGUUUCACUACUCUUAGAUGGGCGGGUGGGGGAGUCAACAUUUCACACAUUGGCCCCAUUUUUAACCCUCUAUGGUAUGCAUUUAGGUGAAAAAUGUCUGGAGCUUUUCAUCUUAAAACAGACUAAACAAACCGUAUAAAGUUAAUUUUUAAAUUAGUUUUUUUGUGGGGGAGAGUGAAGCUUAUGUUGUACUAUAAUGGUUCAUAACAGAAUGUACUUUACACGCAUUACAUUUUGCGUCCCUUUAAAAAGGGUUUCUUAUCUGAAAGCUGCCUCUAGACCACAUUGCACCACUGUGGAGCAGCCCAUUAAAGUGGGGGUCGUAGCGCCAUUCCUCAUAGUUCGGUUUACAUCGUUAAAGCUUAGGAAAGAGAAUUUUGAUGCUGGUUACCACCAAAACAAAAAUUCAGGCUAUUGCUAACCUUUUGUAAGCCACAGUCGAUUACUGGAAAGAAUGGGACCCCCUUAACAAUCUAAAUGGAGCAGAGGCGCACAAAACAAUAGAAAACUUGUUCAGGACGCAACUGAUACAUAAGUUACGUUUUUUUUUUUUUAUCUGGUGCUCCUGACCCACCCCUGCUUAUGCCGCCCUGGGCAAUCGCCCAUCUGGCCUCUAUCAAAAGCCACGACUGCAAACACUAUCAAUAUUUCAUGCAGCCAUGGCGAUACCAUAAUGGUACAUUGUUGUCUCAGGGCAACAGGCGCCUUUUAAUGGUUUUCUACUGCUUAAUAAACAAAUAUAUUACGUUAAGCUGUAGGAAUUUGUUUUUUUUCCCAGAGGAAAUUCCGUUUUCGGAUUUUCUUUAUAGUUUAGAGGGUUUCAUUUGUAAAAAAAAAAGUCUCCCAUAAAAGGUUUGAAAGCGGCUUUUGUGAAAGUCGUGACAAAUUAAAGCACUGUUAUCGGUUCCUUAUUGUCUCUCCUCCUUUUUUUUUAAGUAUUGCGUUAUUUAAAGAGGUGCCUUUUUGGAGCUCCGACAGUCCAGCGUGGUACCAUAGAGGGUAAAGACAAAGCUCCCGACACCCCCGGUUCAAUGUUUACUGAUUUAAUCCGCCUCGGAGCAGGCGAGCAUUUCUUUACGCGUGCUGAUCGAAAGGUUGGCAACUACCUUAGUGUGAGCGUCGCAUCAGUCGUGUAUAUUUAAUUGAAUAUAUUUUGACGGUAAUCCAAGUAUUGUCGGUUUGUAUAUCUACGUGUAUGAGGUUCCACAUCGAGUCGUCGAUUUUACGAUAUCAGAAACGUGUUUGGUUAAGCGUGUCCACUUUUUAUUUUGUAUCGUAUAAGAUUAUUUUUCUAACGUUUUAUUUUUCAUUCAUAGGUUUUGUUCUGUGUGUUCCUAUUUUUUUUUUAUCCAUUUUAUCUGGAUAGAUAUAGGGCUGCAUUCAUGUACUUUUAGUGCUGUCGUCAUUUAUUCUUUCUUGUAUUUAUGGAAAAACAAGGAGCAACACUUUCUUUCUUUCUUUCUUUCUUUCUACGGCUCCCGAAGCCUUUUCAGCAUUUUCAUCGACUAUGUAUUUAUAACAUGUGCUGUUUAUAGGAGAUUUGUAUAUGGAAACUUUAUAAAUGUACUCUUACCUAAUGACAGCUAUGAUAUUGUGAGCAAAAAUCCAGUGCGGUGUAUAAGCGGCGUAUUUAACUCGUCAUCGACUGCGCUGUUUUUCAAGCGGCCCUCCAGCAGAUCACUGCAUGGCACUGCAGUCGACGUUACACGUUUCAUCACUUUGUUGCCUAAUCAGUUCAUCCUCCUCCUGUGCGCGGGCGACGCGCAUCUUUACCUUUCGAUUGCCGUGUCUUGUAGCUGGUUGAGCUACCUGCGGCGGAAAACGGCGAAAAAGGAGAAGCCGACUUACUACAGUUUGAACCAGAUGUUUACGUACGCUGAAUAAAAGGCUUUUUUUCCCCCCUCCUCACUGUUGGACAUGUAACCAGAUUUUUUUUCCUGGCUUUAUAAAGAUAGGAUCAUUAAAAUAGUAAUAUUUGCUAAAUGCCAGAAUAACAACAUUGCUCCUGACUAAACUGGUGUAACUGGGUCCAGUUUGUAGGCUGACUUGCUUUAAAUGAUGCCCUCUAUUUGAAAAGUUGUGCAAAACACCCACACAGCAUGAUGCCGCCGCCUCCAUGCUUCAAAGUGAGGAUAGUUUCCUUCUCUAGCUUUUCCCAUUUUUCUCCUAAUAAAAUAAUCUUCAUUACGACCAUAUUUUACUUUAAUUUUAGCUUCAUUAGAUCACAGGACAUGUCUCCAAAAUGAUCUCUUAAUGCAUUUAAAAAUCUAUCGUUUUGAUGUUGCUUUUGGAGCAAUGGCUUCUUCCUUGCAGAGCGGCCUUUCAGCCCAUGUCUUGUUUCACCCGAUGAUGACUUCUUGGAGGUCCAUGAGGUCACACGAGAAAGCAGGUUUUUGAGGUGUUGCCUUCCGCUACAUCCAGAUGUGCGCCUCCAUUUACCCCACAUGUUGGGAUUUAACCAAUCAGAACCUUGCAAUGCUGUGUGGCAUCUUCCUUAAAGCGAUCCUGGUAGUCUUGGCAUUUCUAAUCUUCUCAGUUUGAAUACAAAUAACAAAAAAUGUCUCAUUAUUUUGGCAUUUAGCAAAUAAAAAACAUUUGUUAAUCCUGUCUGCCCUAAAACAGCAAAGGUUUAACAGUUUAAUGUCAAACAGUGAAAAAUGGGACAAUUUUUAUACAGUUUAUGCAAAUCUGGUUUCAACUGUAAAUUAGACACCCAUCAUGUUUAAGUUGAUUUAUUGUUUUCUUAACCUGUAACAUUUAAAACUGAUUUGAUGUUUUUUGAGCCUAACAAAACAUUCCAUUUAUAUGUUUAAUUUGGCUUCUCUUAAGUGAUUUUAAUUUUUUUGUACAAACCUAAGUAAGGUUUUCUUCUUCUUUUUUUUUUUUUUUUGCUGUCUGCUCGCACCAACUUUUAACUCUUUGCAUGGUCUGUGAGUCAGCAUGCCUGCUUGUCUAUGUAAUGGUAAAAAAAGAAAAGAAAAAAGAAAAUUGUAUUUGCACAACAGAAGAACACUGGAGGACUUUAAAGUAAAAACCUCCCAGGAGCGCCAGGCGGGGAGGCCUUCUCCAAAACCGCCGCUGGCCAGACGAAUUUCAAAGACUUGGGCGCUGAGAAGCAUUUGAUAUUUUUGAGACAAUUCAGCACUUACGGACUGCGUUUCAGAGAGACGUGCUCUGCCAAACCUCUGCAACAUUCAAACCUUCAAGAAAAGACUCCCAAAGAAUGUUUCUGCGUUAAAGGUUUUUUUUGUUUUUUAUUUGUUUGCAAAUGACAGAUAUUGUCUGGAAAGCAGUUUGGGAAAACAAAGGGCAUCGUCAUUUGAUUGUCACACCCACCUCGGCCAGUUCUAUAUAUACACAUAUAUAUAGACAUAUAUAUAAACCACUGUGGCUCAAGAGCAAAUCUUGGUUUACAUGUAAAUUGAUGAAAAAAAGUUAUUUUUUGUUUGUCUCUGUUGAUGAAAAAUGUUCUCUUUCUUUGGGACCUACGCUUUAGACAUUUCAUCUCUGACAUCUAUAGAAUAUAUUUCUGAAAA